ACUGCGCUUCCGUUGCCCAUGACACCGGAGCGAAGUUCUGACAGAUGAUUCUCCAAUCAGUUUAUAUCCACUCCGAGCCCCCGAAAUAAUCACUUUAGAAGUUAUUUACAGUCCGACGCGCCUCCCAUAACCUCCGGCUGGGGUUUGCAGACAGCGCGUUGAACAGAGGAGGGCGGCUGAUUAUGGUGUAGCACGGAGCGCGAGCUCUGAGAAAGCAGCGCGGGGGGUGGAGGGGUGCGGUGCCGGGCAGACUGAGGCGGACCACAGCAGCGCAGCCAUGCUUACGUUGGCCAGUAAGCUGAAGAGAGACGAUGGGGGAAAGACGGUCCGCGCCUCCGGAGCCUCCGACUCCACCCACAGGAUCUCCAUCAGGGACCGCCUCCUUACCAAAGAAGUUGCAGAACUUGAAGCCAAUCUCCCUAGUACGUGCAAAGUCAGUUUCCCAGAUGAGGACAAGCUGCAUCAUUUUCAGCUGGCAGUGUCUCCUGAUGAGGGUUACUACCACAGUGGAAGGUUUCAGUUUGAAAUAGACGUCCCCGAAGCCUAUAACAUGGUGCCUCCUAAAGUGAGAUGUCUGACCAGAAUAUGGCAUCCUAACAUCACAGAGACUGGAGAGAUCUGCUUGAGCUUAUUGCGGGAACACUCUAUUGAUGGCACAGGCUGGGCCCCUACUAGAACUUUAAAGGAUGUUGUCUGGGGCUUGAACUCCUUGUUUACUGACCUGUUGAACUUUGAUGACCCUUUGAACAUCGAUGCAGCGGAACAUCAUCUGAGAGACAAGAGAAAUGGUGCCGAGCCAAAAUGCACACCGACUCUUUGCGAGGUGGCAGACGAUGCAGACGAAUGGAUUUCCUGGACCGACUUGGCUCACUGCAUCGCGAAUACAAAUUGUGACGGAGAGCAAACGCAAAUUAGCAGGCGGUGCUGGAUCCAAUUGAAAGAAAGUCGUGAUGUGAGGCGCUCAAUCAACGGCAUUAUUCAACUCUUGAGUGUGGAGCGGAAGGCUUUGACAUCUGCUGCAGACCCUGGUGGACCACACUGGAGUUCACUUCCCCCUCGCUUAUUUAUCCACUUUUUUUUUUUAGCACAUUUUAGAGUAACCGUUUGUACUCGCAGGGUUUCAUUUGCAUGCCCUCCCCCUCAGAUGGUGAUACAUAUUUUUGAGUACCUGCACAGAUCUCUGGAGGAGAGGAGAAUGAAUUCUCUCGCCUUCUGCGGGGAAGAAAUGGAGCCAAAGAACAGAAAAAAGCCCCAACAGUGUGCACGUGACUACCCGCCGGAGCUGUGGCGUAAAUCAGUGCGUCGAAGUCAGUGUGGGACAGCGGGGGCACGUCACGUUAUGACCCGGACCCCCAGCGCUGGCGAAAGGAGUGACGGGGCUAAUGAGUUAAGACGGGCCUAGAGAGGGAGGAGGGGUGAGGCUGAGGAAGGAGGAGGCAAACAUAGAAACUAAAUGCGGCACACUAUUAGUUUAGCCACAAAUGAACUGGGUAAAAAACUGGGUAUUAAAGUGUACCGUUCUGAAGAGUAAACAGAGAUGUGAGAGGCUCUCAUUGGAAAUCUGAGUGGACAAAGUGCUGAAUCGGCUGAUCAGAGCCAGCAAUGUGAAUCGUUUCAGCACUCUUUGCAUGGAAGUCAUAUAUUACUCACCUCUACGGGUAACAUUGAUGCUGCCGAAGCAAUACCAACUGCAUCUUCAUUAGUCCGUGAAAAGAAUGCCGCAGACAGCGUGCAACCAAUUACGACAGUUCUUCUACUGUGCGAUGUGUCAACCCACAGUGCAGUUAGUGAGAAUAAAGGAAAUCCUUUCGGAAGAGGAAGCUGCCGCAGCUCAAAUUUAAUAACAGCCUUUGACCAAAUCAAUGGCAUCUUUGUGUGUGUGUGUGUCUGUGUGUGUGUUUUGUAAACAUUCCGGCUGAUAGUUUGCAGGAAAUAUGUAAAGGGUGUAGAGACACAAGCAAACCGAGUUAAAACCAGCGGCGGAAGAAGAAACACACGAAGGGCUCAAAACGACAGACAGAGCCGAGGAAGCGAGAGAGGGCUGCCAGGAGAGGAAGAAGAGGUCACGCGGUGCUCGAUUAGGCCAGAAAUAACCACGAGGGAUGGAAAGAAGCCAAGUACGACCAGGAGGGGCAUGAUUAAGAGGAGAGGAAACCAUAGGAAAGGGGUGGAGAGGGUCAGACACGACCAGAAGGAGAAAGUCAACUCGGAUGACAAAAUAUCAUAAAUGAGAUGCAAUGUGGUUCCACAGAUGAGAUGUGUUAAAAAAUGCAAUUAAAAUAAAAACCAUAGUCAAAUCUGCAUGUAUAAAAAAUGCUACCAAGACCAAAAAGCUUUAUAUUAAAAUAUUGUAUCAUUAUAUUCGUAUUUCCAGUCUUGACCCUCUACAAAUGUUAAACAUCUGGUUCCUCCAUCUAACUCUUGUACUCUCUCUCCAAUCCAGGAGGAUUUUCGGAAAAAGGUUCAAGAUUACGUCAAACACUACGCCAGAUGAUAGAAGCUGCUCCACGUUGCCUCUGCUCAUCUUGGCCGACUCCCCCGUCCCACACGUGUGAAUCAACAGCUGACUCUUUGACUCCCCCCCUGCUGCCCUGCUGUUGACAAGAUUGCAAUAAACUCUACAUUGCAAGAAUGAAUUAAUAAUAAUAGUAAUUUAAAAAAAAUAGAAAGAAAAAAAAUACGGAAACUAUGCGUUUUUAGUAAAGAAAGAAAAUGACGCUUUGAUGAUCCCGAUAGAUUGAGUGUUACCACGACCGCGAUGUCCGUUCAUUGCGACGAGACCGCUGAAGGACGCCGCCUCCCCGAGGAGUCAGAGACGAGCCACGGAAACGACCGGCAAGGGACGUGGUGAUCCACCAGUGCGCAAAGAAAAAGAAAUUAAAAAAAAAAGAAAGAAAGGAAGUUGGGUUCAGCUAUUUAAGGAAAAAGAAGAAGACAAAUCGAGAGAAAGAAUAUGUGUUGCUGUCAGUUCUCUGUUCCAGUGCCUGCUCUGUUUGUGUCACUAAAGAGGAAAUGCAUGUGAGUUCAGUCACAUAAACCCCCUGUAGUAAAAGGUAAACACACAGGCCUCCAGCUCCACUAGACAGCAUGUGAAUGACCACAUUGCCCCUUCUGUCAUCCUCCUUGCAUGUGCGCACACUCGCACACACACACACACACACACCACUCGCAUUAACACACUUUCUGUUUAUCGUUUUCAGCUCCUGUGGUCUUAAAGCGAGACGACUAAAACCAAAUGUAUCGUCCUGUGUUCAGCGUCGCCUCUCCUCGCUGCCCUUUUGUUGCCUUUCGUCCCUCUUGUUUCUCUCACACACACACACACACACACACACACCUCUUAUCGUUGAGGAUGGAGAGGUUCAUUCAUAUUACAGUGCAAUCAGGAAGUACUAGGACAUUGACACUUUUUUGGUGUGUGGUCACUUCACAGUGGGUUUAAGGCGAAACAAUGACUAUGAGUUUAAAGUCCUGAUUCGGGUUAAACAUUUUUUUUAAUCCAUAAUAAAUAAAUUGUACCCAUUUUUUUAUGUC
Cyclopterus lumpus (lumpfish) is the source of this 3531-nucleotide messenger RNA. It is a transcript of the gene ube2f, whose product is annotated as ubiquitin-conjugating enzyme E2F (putative). Lineage: Eukaryota; Metazoa; Chordata; Actinopteri; Perciformes; Cyclopteridae. Bases 278 to 1402 code for a protein of 374 amino acids. The transcript has 12 exons. The record is from RefSeq and is a predicted model, not a curated record.